Molecule: messenger RNA, 5163 nt
Organism: Aphidius gifuensis
Lineage: Eukaryota; Metazoa; Arthropoda; Insecta; Hymenoptera; Braconidae
Gene: Sara
Product: zinc finger FYVE domain-containing protein 9
Exons: 11
Coding region: 534-4769 (1411 amino acids)
Biological process (GO): endosomal transport
Cellular component (GO): early endosome membrane
Molecular function (GO): metal ion binding
Source: RefSeq, a predicted model, not a curated record
AAACAAAACAAAACGUAAAAGUCACAAGAUUGACGUUACUACAUAACGGCCUUGAAAAAUUUAUGUUGCCUACAUUCUGUCGUAAAAAAAUUUUAUCAAUUAUCAAUUACAUUCAUACAACAGUAUUGAACCAGAAGUUGACAAUUGUUUGUUAAAUUAAAUAUUGAUUAUCUGUCAAAAUAUCGUAUAGUAACGAAAAUAUUUAAGAUGGCGUCAUGAUAAUGUAUUAAUGUCAAUUGAUGGAAAUUUUGCUACAAAUGAUAGUUUCUUUAUUCAUCUGCUUAUACGAUGUUAUGAAUAAGCAAAAAAUGUACCAAAGAAAUAAUACAUUUCUUACACUUUAAAAUAUGAUUUAAAAAUCAGACAGAUAUUCAUAUGAUCUAACAAAUUGUGGUUAAAACUAAUAUUUAAAUAAAUUAAAAAUUAAACAACAAAAAAAGUAAAUUAUUCAGAGCAUGGAGUUUGGAGAAAACAAAGUGUUUCAUUAAAAUUCAAUAUAAAUUGACAAUUUUAUAAUACGUAUUAAUGAAAUCAUGGAAAAGUUUGCUGUUGAUCUAGACAAAGUCCUAGAUGACUUUGAGUUCAAUGAAGAUUGUGCUGAGCAAGUUUUGCUUGAUCAGAAUUCAUUGCCUUCUACAAACUCACAACAAUGUGACCGUAAUCAGCAAAAAUUGUCAUCAAUGAAAACGAUUGACACACUUAAUUUAGCAAAAGCAGAUUUAGUACAUGAAAAUGGUGAAUCAGUUAAUGAUUUUUCACCACAAGAUUAUCUACAAAGUGAUGAUAAAGUUAAAAAAAAUCUUGUUGAUUUUCACAGUGACAAAACAGUUGUUAAUGAUAAUGAGCCCAUUUCAUUGACAAUACACAAUGAUAUUACUUACAAUAGAUAUGCUAAAAAACAUCAAAAUGAUAAAGAAUAUAAUACUUAUGACAAGAAACUGAACCAGCCCAGUACAAAGCCAAGUGUUAGUAAUGUAUUUAAUAGUUUAAAUGAGUACAUUAAUGCAUCAAGUGCUAAUAUUGAUCAACAUGAUUUAACUGUUGAUAAAAUUACUGAGCCUAAAAAUAUUCAACAUGAAUUUCGAACAGUUGAUAAUGUGUUAAAAAAUGAUUUACAUGAAACCCAACAUAAUGUAGAAAAGACGAUUUCUAAUGAAAAAAAUAAUAUAAAAAAAUUAGCAGAGUUACUUCCACAGUAUGAUAAUAUUUCAUCAUCAAUCCCGAGCCAUUCAAAUUUUAAGUCGUCAGAAAAAGAACAAGAAGAACGUGGAGAAGCAAAACUUGGUGAGCAAGAAACAGUUAUUUCUGAAACAUCAACAAAUGUUCUUGCUGAUGUAUCAGAAUCAAUUCACCAAAAUACGAUACUUGACGUUAAUUAUGAAGCUCAAGAUGAAGCACAAUUAGAAGAUUUAUCAAGCCAUGUUUACUCUUCAAACACAUCAAGCCAAAAUGAAAAUAAACAUGUUGAUGAAAAGAUUGAAAUUAAUGAUAAAAUUAUAGAGCCUAUUCCAAGUGAUAAAGAAUCAAUUCAAAUAUCUGACUUGGUUGAAAAAAAUAGCGGUAAUUUUGAUCCACCAACGGACCUUGAAGUUGCUAAAAAUUAUCAAGAUCCUGAAGAACAGCUUGUCGAGCCUGUUGAAAAAAUUAAUGUCAUAGUUCAAGAUGAAUUAGUUUUAGAAGAUGAAAUGAUUGAUAGUCAAACUGUUCUUGAGAAAAAAGAACUAUCUGAACAAAUUAAUAUAUCAAAUAAAACACCUGUUGGUUUUAGUGCAGUUGAAGAUGUAUCAGAAGAAGAACUGAAUAAAUAUUUAAGAGAGUUGGAGAUGGAUGAGCAUGACGAUGAUGAUGAUGUUGGUGAUGAUGAUGAUGAAGAUAAUGAUAAUAGACUUACUAUUGAUAAACAAAAUAAUAUGUCUUUAGCUAGUCAGCAAGAGCAACCAAACCAGCAAAAUAAUGAACAAGAAACUCUUGAUAAAAAUGUUAAAACUGUUGAAGUAGAUAAAUCAUCCAAUGAUUCAGAUGAAAAAAUAUUAAAUGACAUUGACAAUUCAACAAAAUUAACUGAUAUAAAAUUAGAAAAUACAGCAAGUACUUUAAAUAAUUUGAAUUUCAUUGAAAUGUCAUCAAGUGAAACACAAGCUGACAAACUUAAUGAUUCAUUAAAUAAAAGUUACAAUAAAAACAUUGAAGAAGUACAAGAGUGUACUACAGAUUCUAAUAAAGUUUUAGAAAUUGCUGAGAGUUCAAAACAACUUGAAGAAAUGUCUAGUGAUAUUGAAAAUGUAUGCGAGUUAAGAGAAGAACUUGGUGAAUUGGGAAGUUCUGAAGAAGAUAAUGAGAAACCAUCUAGACCUCAAACUUUAGAUAUUGUCUCGACAGUCAAUAUGGAUGAACCUCCAUCGAUAGAAUUACCAGAAAAUACACAUGAUAUACAUGAACAACAAUUGGCAGUUGAACAAGCUCUAGCAAAUGUAAGAGAUCCAUCACCUGAUACAUCUGACAACUCGUCAGUUGAAUUUGGAAUUAUUUUAGGAAAACAACCACCUUUUUGGGUUCCUGAUGCUGAUGCACCAAAUUGCAUGCUUUGUGAUGUUAAAUUUAAUGUCAUAAAACGUAGACAUCAUUGUCGAGCCUGCGGUAAAGUUUUGUGUAACAAAUGUUGUAGUAUGAAAUAUCGACUUGAAUAUCAAUUGAAUAUGGAUUCACGAGUUUGUUCACCUUGUUAUCAACAAUUGACUCGAGCUGAAACAGGUCAAGCGAGUAAUGAAUGGGCAGGUUACGAAAACACAGCCAGUGGAAGUAUAUACUCACCUCAGGAAAGACAGCCAAAUCCAAAUAAUCCGAUGGAGUACUGUUCAACUAUACCACCUUUGCAACAGUUAAAUGAAGGUGUUCCACAACCACCAACAGUUAUGGUACCAGUUAGUGUUUUAAAACGUGAAGGAAGUACCAAACAACGUGUUGACAGUCAAAAAUCAGUUAUGUUCAGUGAUGGAAUAAGGCCUGGCUGUGACCUGACAGAACUGGACGUGACAUGGGAUCCAAAACCUCCGUAUAAAAAAUUGGGAAGUAAAAGAGUUGCAACAGUUGAUGGACAGUCAACAUCAUCAAUGAUUAAAAAACAAAAUCUUCCACCACUGAAUCCAUAUACAAAUUGUUACAUUCCACAAGAUAAAAAUAUACUACCACCAACUGUAACAAUACACAAAGGCCAAAUAAGUUAUCAUGAAGCAGCAGAUCCAGAAAAUAUAUAUCAAUCAUUGAAAAAUGAUUGUGAGCCACCUGUGAUGUUUGCUAUAAAUAGAAAUCUUUAUGCAUAUGUUAAAAUAACAAAUCUCAAUUGUUGUGUAAAUAAAGUAUGUUGGAAUGUAACAUCACGUGGACUUGCUUGUGUAGGUCAAGAUGAAGUGAUAUUUUUAAUUGAAGUUUUACCAGAUGAAACACAAAUACCAAGAGACUUAUUAAUUCAUAUUAAUCAAAUUUACGUUGAGGCAAUAAAAGGAAAUACAAUAACUGAAUUAGGAAUAUCAAUUUAUCAAGGACGUCAAGGUGAAAAUCUUCUUGAUUCACGUGAACAUGCUGGUUUUUUGUUUAUACGACCAACAUUUCAAUGUUUACAAAAAAUUGUUGUACCACCAGCACCAUAUUUAGUUGGUCUUUUAGUACACAGAUGGGAAACACCAUGGGCUAAAAUAUUUCCUCUUCGUUUAAUACUUCGAUUGGGUGCUGAAUAUCGUUAUUAUCCAUGUCCAUUAGUAUCAGUAAGAUAUCGUGAUGCUGUUUAUUUUGAAAUUGGCCAUACAAUUAUGAAAGUACUUGCUGAUUUUAGAAAUUAUGCUUAUACAUUACCUGGUGUACGUGGACUUUUUAUACAUAUGGAAGAUCGUACAACAAAUAUAUUAUUACCAAAAAAUCGUUAUGAUCAAGUUAUUAAAGGUCUUAAAAAUUCAAAUGAUUAUGUACUUGCAUUUGCUGGUAAUUUUUCAUUUCAAGCUGAUUCACAUCUUGUAUGUAUACAAAGUAAUACAGGUGAUGAAUCAACUUAUCAAACUCAAGCAAUUAAUAUACAUAAUAAACCAAGAAAAGUUACUGGUGCAAGUUUUGUUGUUAUUAAUGGUGCAUUAAAAUCAUCAAUGGGAUUAUCAGCUAAAUCAAGUAUUGUUGAGGAUGGUAUUAUGGUACAAAUAAUGCCUGAACAAAUGGAAACAUUAAAGACAGCUUUGAAAAAUAUGCAAAAUUUUACAAUUGGCUGUGGAAAAAUUGGUGCUACUAAACCUGAUGAAAUUGUUAAUAUUAAUUGGGUUGAUAAUGAUACUCAAUUUAAUGUUGGAGUAAAGAGUCCAAUUGAUGGCCAACCAAUGGAUGGAAUUCCAUCAAUCAGAGUUCACAAUGGUACUGAUUAUAUGGGCACAAGUAGAUUUAUACGAUGGACAGAAGUAUUUAUCAUAAAGUCUGAUGAUCAUCCAAAUGGAGUUCAUGAUCCAGUUGAUAUAAAUAAAUUGUCAGAAAGUAUAGCACGUGCAACAUGUGCAGCUUUAGUUAAAUUAUUAGAUCUUUUAGCUACUGCUGGUCUUACAAAAUUAGCUGUAAGAGCAACAAUACAUCCAGAAAAUGUUGGCUAUGAGGCAGGAAGUGAAGGCACACGUUUACCUCCACUUUAUAUGAAUAGUUUAGACAAUGAAUUAAUUCAAGUACUUCAUAAAGCUGCUCAUACAACUCAAGACACAAGUAUUGUGUUGGAAUUGAUUUUUCAUAUUUUAGAUGAUUGAUAUAACUGAUAUAUUAUUCAUAAAAAUUUUGUAAAAAAAUAUUAAUUUAUCUCUAUGGAGUUUAUGUGCAAUUUUUAUUUAGCAAGUUUUAUUUCUUUUAUUGCCAAACAAUUACUUAUUAUUUUUAUGCAAUAAAUAUUUAUAUUAAUAUUUUUUUCUGUUGAUUUUAAAUCUUAAAUAAUACAAAUAUGUUAUAAACUUAUAAUUGUAUUUUGUAAAAAAAUGUUGUCAAUAUUAAUGUACGAUGAUCUGUUUUUUUUUUUAAAUUUUUAUUGGGUAUUUAAGAUGGAAUAUUAUAAAAAAAUAUUCUUAUUAAUUUUUAAUGGCUAAUAUUUUGUAGUUGAUUAAUUUAUCAAUUUUACAAAUACAUUAGUUACUAUUUACUAACUGUACA